This is a messenger RNA of Mucor mucedo, 888 nucleotides long. RefSeq lists its product as uncharacterized. The record is from RefSeq and is a predicted model, not a curated record. NCBI's taxonomy places the organism in Eukaryota, Fungi, Mucoromycota, Mucoromycetes, Mucorales, Mucoraceae. Bases 340 to 828 code for a protein of 162 amino acids. The transcript has 3 exons.
GGGCGGAUCCCAAACCCAACCUCAACAACAAAGACAAGCUCAGCAGCAGCAUCAAAUAAAGAAGCAUCAAAAACAGCAACAGCAGCAGCAACAGCAGCAGCAACAGCAACAGCAACAGCAACAUCAACAGCAACAUCAACAACAACAGCAACAGCAACAGCACAACAGCAACAGCAACAGCAGCAGCAACAGCAGCAGCAGCAACAGCAGCAGCAACAACAACAACAACAACAACAACAUCAGCAACAGCAACAUCAGCAACAACAUAUACAACAUCAACAACAGAAUUAUCAACAACAGUUUCCUAUUCAUCAGCAACAUAAUGCUCUCACGCCAUCUAUGCAACACUCUAAUAUGAUAGCGCCUUUUACGAUACCUACAUCUGAUUCUGCGGAAAGACCAGGAAAUAGACUACAGGAAAUUUUUGAUAGUACAAACAAUGUCCAUAACAACAACAAUAAGAUGCCAGAUAAUUUGUCUAGAAGAGCGAUGGCAAGCGGAGAGUUAACAAAGCCGUUUUAUCCACCUUUUAUGAAUAUGUCGCCUGCUGCAUCUCCUAGAAAUCCCGGUACUUUAUUACAAGCGUUGCAUGGUGGGAUUCUCCCUCCACCUCCAACACAACAAAAUGUGCCUAUGGGGAUGCCGUUAAUGCCACAGCAGGUUAUGGGUUUAAUGAGACCUGAAGUAGCCAGAAGGUUUGGCGGUAGACCCCCAUUAUCUAAACCAGAAUUUAUUCAACAAUUGUUAAACAUGAUUCAGUGUGAUCCUACCUUUUUUGAUAUUCUUUACGAGACGUAUCAAGGUCAAAUGGGACAUUCUCAAAUCUAAAUAAAUUUAAUUGGCUUGUUUUACCGUGACGGUCUAUAUAUUUCUCUACCAUUUUUUUCU